UAUGACGAUUCUACCAAAGAAAAAAAUCAAUAGCAAAGAGAAAGGAGACGCAGAAGCUAAUUAUCACAGACAGCAGAGAUACAAUCAUGGUCAGCGUCAUGGAGCCGCAGUUGGAGCGCCAAAUGACGUGGCAAGAUACCCAUAUAGUACUGUUUCUUCAAAUUUGAACUAUUCCAGCUACGCGAAUGGACAUUUCGUGUCUUCUGGGAUUUCUGAGGCACGAGGAGGUUGGUACGAUAAUAGGGAUAUAUCUCAAAAUCUGAUCAACAAUCGACAGGCAUUGGCAGCACAGUCGGCUUCUGAUGAAAUUCACCUUGGACUAACGGCUUACUCGACAAAUAGUGGUGGCGGAGUGUCGAAAAGAAAAAAGAAACGUGAAGCAAAUAUUUCAGCUUCAAUUGCAUCUGGAAAAACAGUAUCGAGAAAUACAAGAAUCGAACAUACAAAUAUUGAAGACUCGAAUGAGAAUAUGGAUCAGCAACCUUGUGGAAGCUCCACAGCUCCUUUGAAAACUGGCCUGCCCUCACCACCCCAUCAAAACUCCGAGGACGAAUACGACACUCAAAAUGAAAUUUCUAGCCAAGAGCGAGAACUGCGUUUCGAAAGACAGCUCAAGGCGAAGAAGGGAUUCCUCAUCAAGAAAAUGAAAGAGGACGGUGCUUGUCUUUUCAGGGCUAUAUCCGAUCAAAUUUAUGGCGACCAGGAUAUGCAUUCAAUAAUCCGGAACUUGGUCUGCGAUUACAUGAUGAAAAACCGGGACUUCUUCCAACAAUUUGUGACUGAGGAUUUCAACAGAUAUAUAGAGAGAAAGCGAGUGGACAGCGAACACGGGAAUCACGUGGAGCUACAAGCAAUAUCAGAGAUGUACAAUCGACCAAUUGAGAUCUACAUCUAUGACUCGGAGCCCUCGAACGUCUUCCAAUCCUCCUACAGGACUGAUGAUCUCCCAAUUAGACUGAGCUAUCAUAAUAACAUACAUUACAACUCAGUCUACGACCCCUACGCCGCAUCAGUUGGAGUCGGGUUGGGACUGCCUUCGUUCACGCCUGGGGUGGCAGAGAAGACACAGAUGAAGGAUGCGAUUCGGGCGAGUGAGUCACUGUACAUAGAGCAGGCUAUGUACGAGGACAAAUUGAGACUGACGGAUUGGGAGGCGACAAGUGAGGCCAUCAGUGAGGCAGUCCUCAGAGAGUCCCGACUGCAGUUCCUCCGGGACCAGGAGAAGAAGCAGCAAACUCAGCAGGGGGGCAGUUUCACCUCAAUCACAAACAACAACACCACCUCCCCCAGGAGUUCUCCAGGGUAUACAUCGAGUACGUAUGGCAACAUGACCGCCACCUCCUCCACAUGUGGCAAGCCCUGUUGCUCUUACUCGACCGCCAGCCCACCCCUCUCAAAUCAGAGAGAGCACAAAGUAGGGGCAGGAUUGCUCAACUACCCCUCUAUGGACCCAGCAGUAUCGGCCGAGUCCCCCCAUCUUAGCGCCUCGUGUUGCUUCACAAAGAGCUGUGCAAUUAACAACAUAGGAAACCACCAGAACAAAGAUCAACAAGGGGCACUUUCACAAAGGUCCUCUCCACUGCAACCUUCCAAUUACCAACUCAGAUCAAUGGCAUCGUCUCCCAAAGCCUCUCACUCGCCUAACUCUUCUGGCAAUAAGUCCCCAGUGCUGCCUAUUCCCUUAGCUCUUCAGAGCAAUUACAACAAUAUGAAUGGAGCUGGAAGCAAUGGCGUCGGGACCAAGUUGUCCCAAUGUCCCAGUCCGGACUACGGUGCAAUGGGAUACUUGUGGCCUCCUAACUCGCCUAAAGUCAUGUACCCGAACACAGGUGACUUCGAUGCUAGUGUGGGCUUGGGAGGAGUUGUGGGUGGAGUAACAGAUAGUCAGCAGCAGCAGCCAGAGUACAAUCUGCUGAGAGUGUUGAUGGAGUCACAGCUGGAAUACUACAACUCAUUCCGAUCCAGAAAUCCGGCCAGGUCCCCCUCCCAGCCGCAACACUCGCCCCAACCGGGUCCAUCCUCCACCUCAUGAUGAGUGGCAACAAAGUGAGAUCGCGAGGGGACCCCAAAAUAUGAACGCUGAGAAAGGAAACGAGAGCUGAGAGGUUGAAGUUGACCACAAGGGGAAAUAAAUGAAAUGUUGACAAAUAAUGACAUAAAAAGUAAACUAAGGAAAACUAUCCUUCAUAUGAUUAUUAUUAUUACUUACUAUUUGUAGUUUUAGCAAUAGAAAUGAU
Molecule: messenger RNA, 2237 nt
Organism: Symsagittifera roscoffensis
Lineage: Eukaryota; Metazoa; Xenacoelomorpha; Acoela; Convolutidae
Product: OTU domain-containing protein 5-A-like
Exons: 8
Coding region: 2-2032 (676 amino acids)
Biological process (GO): protein deubiquitination
Molecular function (GO): cysteine-type deubiquitinase activity
Source: RefSeq, a predicted model, not a curated record